Amyelois transitella is the source of this 2826-nucleotide messenger RNA. RefSeq lists its product as uncharacterized. The coding region runs from base 1 to 2826 and encodes 941 amino acids. The record is from RefSeq and is a predicted model, not a curated record. The transcript is spliced from 14 exons. NCBI's taxonomy places the organism in Eukaryota, Metazoa, Arthropoda, Insecta, Lepidoptera, Pyralidae.
AUGUAUAGCUUAGUGAAUUCAACAUUUAGCAAAACAUAUAAUCCGAGUGGGCGACAAAAUGCGCUGUCGGAUAUAAAACGAUUAUUGACUUCGCGGGACACAGUCGCUCAGAAUAAAGCAUGUGGCUACUUAAUUGAAGUUAUUAGUCGAAAUUCUACUAACAGAGUCUGUAUGGUAGAAUACCUGCUAGACAAUGAUAUCACAGUCUUUCUAUGCGAAGCUACAGCCAACUUAGAUUUCUCGCUCUUUAGAACAAUCCUAUCAUGUUUCCGUCUGUUGUACCGCGAGCGGCGCUUCUUCGCGGAGGAGCACGCGAGCCACGCCAGCACGGCCGUGCUCAGAGCAUUAGCUCACUACGCCGACAGCAACUCCAACACAGCCGUAGACGCUUGUCUUCAUUUCUUGUGCGAUUUACUCAAUGGGAUUAUCGCCCACAAAACAACGCCAGCUCUAUCCCACCAAAGCGCUUACUGCGCUGAGCAACUCUUAGCCAGCCUUAACGGCCUCGCGGCACGCAUCAACACCAACCCUAACUGCAUUCUAUCAAGCGCUUUAGUGCUACAUGCUCUGGUUUCCCACCAACCAGAUAACCUUGCCAUUCGAUCUGGUAUGGCUAGUUCCUUGGUCGAAGUCUUGGAUAAAUGGCUUGCUUUGCUGAUGGAAGCGCUGAAUCAUGCCAUGUUAGUGGGCAGUGAAGGGUUUGGAAUGAUUUACGUAGUGACUUGUCAGCUGGGCAUGGAUGUUUUUAGACUGACAAAGUAUCUUCGCGUGGAAAAUAAAGGUGAUUUCAUACAGAGCAUCUUAGCUGAUGACCAAGAAGCAACUUUAUUGGAGCAAUGCGCUCUACGAAUGAAGGACCGUAUACGAAGCCUUAUUUCUGAGCUUGUUGGUUUUACAAAGGAAAACCAAGACCAAAUUUCCACGGUAGAAUACGCCGUGUUCCUAAAGUUCCUUCUGACAUAUUUCUAUGAGAACACCAGAGGGGAACAAUUGACUGACUUCUGUGACAUGAUGUACGCUAAGGGCUACUUGACCAUGUUGCCACGAGUUCAGGUUCUAAGACGGGAUAUGACUGUUCGCAAAGUUAGCACUCUAAUUUUAGGCGAAAUGUUGAAGCUGCUAUCUCAAAAAUAUCUUAAUAUUGACAACAUGGACCCUUGUGGGAGCUACGAUAGGGUUAUACAUUCUGGUUUGGCAGAACUACAGAACGGUGUAGAGCAGCCCCAAGCCAUUGGUUCUCAACUGCAGAAGUCGCAGCCCUAUAGCCUGCUUAUUUACAUUUAUUUUUACUGCCAGUCUUCAGAGAAUCCGGAAGAAGCCACUGGUCCUCUCCUGCCAUACUUAGUGGAGCUUGUAUUGCGUACACCGGCCUCUUUCACGCCCCCCGCUUAUAUCAUUAAAGCACUAUGGCUUGUAUUCGCUAUGUCAACGAUUUCCAAUGGGCCGGUAAGCUCUCUUGAUCAAGGGGUGUAUUUAGAGAAAGCGACGCGUCGUGUACUGGACAUGCUUUACCCAGACCCUUCAGUAUAUUACACCCAUAACCCAGCUAUACUGCUGUGGGCUUUCUCGUCUCAGAGGAUCCCGAGCUACGUGAGAUUGCAAGUGCUAUCCCAAUGGUUGAAAAUCGGAGACUGUCUACCAACAGACUUAUCAACUGAACCCAUAGUAUGGGAACUACUUCUCAACGUGCUAAUUCAAUGUAAAGAUAAAACAAUAUUAGUGAAUUGUGUUCAGGCUCUAUACGUGUGUUUGGAAGACAGUACUGAUGAAUGCAGACAAGAGUUCGCUUGUUCUGUGUGGUCGAUGUUACCAGAAAUAUUGUCUAAGGCGAUCAUCUAUCAGGAUUCUGUGUUGGAGAUGAACAUCUAUUACUUGCUAGACCUAGCGACUAAUCUGGUCCCGCCCAAACUGGACCAAACUAUAUGCUUGAAGAUCUCGGUUCUCAUUACGAUCAUAUUCUCCAAGAACUCUCCAGAACAAUCCAUGGACACGAGAAAUCAGUAUGAAUACGUGUGCUUGAAGCUCAGUCUGUAUUUGUUGGGGCUGUCUUACAACCAAAAUGACAACAGAGUUCUCUUAACCUACAUCAAUCGCCCGGGGUACCUGCCUAGCGUUCUAGCAGCGUCCAACAGUCCUGACGACAAAGUGUCAUGUGCAGCUCUUCAACUGCUCUCUUACGUCGUCCAUUACUAUGCUAAGAAUAACUAUCAGCCGAAAUCAGUCCUUCAGAUUCAAACGCACUUGAUAAUAAAGGCUCUCAGAAGAGACAGUUCCAACGAACGAGGGGCGUCGCUUCUGCAAUUGGUGUAUAUGGUCCUAAAUUCUGGGGCUAAUACACCGAUGGUUCUGACUUACAACAUGGAGUUUCAGACCUCCGUGCCGCAGCAAUGUAACGCGAUGAGAGCGCUUAUGUUUAGAAUACAGAUGAUUUUGUGUUGCCACAAAUCUGACACACAGUCGUCAGCUGGAUGGAAAACCCUUAGCUCACUAUUCAAACACGCGAUCGUAUUCAAAAACGACCCACAACUCGUAGCUACGCUCACAUCGCAGGGUUGGACACACAUAUUGAUACAAUUUCAACUGACGCAGAACAUUUUUGAGGAGUUCCUAACAUUUAUGCAAAACUGGUUGACUCUACUGAAGAUAACCAUAAAAAAAAGUCAAGAAAAUACGAGGAGGUAUAUGAGUAAGCAGAGCUUGGUGGUGAAAACUAUGCUAUUGAUAAAGAAAAGCGUCCUAAUAGAAGGGGACAUGAAAGACGUGAAGCAAAAAGUAAUAGUUAUUAUCAAUGAGAUUUUGGAAGAAAACUGCAUAAGAUAUAAUUAA